Meira miltonrushii is the source of this 850-nucleotide messenger RNA. RefSeq names its product prenylated rab acceptor PRA1. NCBI's taxonomy places the organism in Eukaryota, Fungi, Basidiomycota, Exobasidiomycetes, Exobasidiales, Brachybasidiaceae. The record is from RefSeq and is a predicted model, not a curated record. The coding region runs from base 83 to 586 and encodes 167 amino acids. The transcript has 2 exons. Gene Ontology annotation, cellular component: Golgi apparatus.
CACACAGACACACCAUCUCUCCUCUCUUGAGAACCAUAGACCAUCAUAUCCCAUUAUUGACACAAAGACAUAAUCAGGCAUCAUGUCUAAAUUCAUCGAAUACGCUAUGAAAGUUCCAGAAUUCGUCAAAGGAUUCAGACAAGAACGUCUUUCAACAAUUCGUCCUUUAUCGGAAUUCUUUGAUCAUCAACGUAUUUCUAGACCAGCAGAUCUCAAUGAAGCAACACAGAGAAUCACUUAUAACACCCGACACUUUUCGGGAAAUUAUUUGAUCAUUAUCAUGCUUUUGGCUGUUUAUGGAUUACUAACAAGUCCUUGGUUCUUGUUAUCGGUGAUCUUCCUUGUUGGUGGAUUUACUGCAAUCAACAGAUUUGCACCCGAACCAGUUCAAGUCGGAGAACACGUCAUCACUCAAAAGGGACUCUACACAGCAUUGUUUGUUAUCGGCAUUCCCAUGCUAUGGUGGUCAUCUCCUUUCUUGUUGAUCUUCUGGUUGAUCGGAUCGUCUGCUUUUGUUGUUUUGGGACAUGCAAGCUUCAUCGAGCCACCAGUAUCAAGUGAAUACUCAGGCGUUGAGCAAGUGUAAUGCUCCCAAAGCUGCCCAUCUUCUAGAGGAAAGCAUCAAUGUUAAUUCAGUAUCAUAAUGCGUUUCAAAGUAUAGAACAGCAUGAUUUUGUUGGGGGGAUGUACUCUGACAACAUGCUUUGCCAGCCUCGACGAAAAAGUCAUAAGAUGUUGAACAUUUGCAUGCCCCAGAUGGUAUGUAAUUUUCGGCAUCCGAGUGGGAUUUUGCCCAAUGUAGAAUAUGUAUUCAUCAUAAUAUACCUAUGAAAGGAUAUUUUGUUGCCCU